Messenger RNA from Melampsora larici-populina 98AG31, 1067 nucleotides. RefSeq lists its product as uncharacterized. Gene Ontology annotation, cellular component: cytoplasm. Gene Ontology annotation, biological process: tubulin complex assembly; post-chaperonin tubulin folding pathway. The coding region runs from base 100 to 999 and encodes 299 amino acids. The transcript has 4 exons. The record is from RefSeq and is a predicted model, not a curated record. Lineage: Eukaryota; Fungi; Basidiomycota; Pucciniomycetes; Pucciniales; Melampsoraceae.
AGCAGCAGCACUCAGCAGUAGCAGCAACUUCAAGAGAAAUCAGUCUCAAGACAAAAGUUGAAAUAAAAAAUAAAAAACUAUUUAAAGGUUUUGGAAGUUAUGGAAGAUAUCAAUUCAACUUCAACUUCAACUUCCACUUCAAACAAAACUGACGAAUUCUUAAAAACCUUCAAUGAACAAAUCAAAAAUUAUCAACUUAAACCUGAUCCCAACCAAUUAAUCAUUAUUAAAUCAUCAUUAAAUCAAAUUGCAAAAGAAAUACCUUCUUAUCAUUUAAAGAAUUGUAUUAAGAUCUUAACAGAUUUAUCAACUCAUCAACCAACACAUCAAGAAAAGAAACCUAAAUUUUCAUUUAAACGAAUUCAACCUCAACUGAUUAUCGAUGCAGAUCGAGAGAAAUGUAAACCGAAUGAAGAUGAACCCAAAGAAUCAAGUGUUGAAUCGGAACCGAACCACAAUGGCACUCAAAUCGUAAAUCAAACCGGGAUCGUAUUCAAACCGAACCCCAUCUCUUACCAAACCUCAUCCAUAUCUUUUCUUCAUAUAAAUCAUUCUAUUUUAGACUUAAGAAACAUGUGCAAACUAAAAUCAAUUUCGAUUCAAGGUUUAAGUAACUCGAUCGUCAUACUUGAUCAUCAUUUAGAUGGAUCUUUUUUGAUUUCUUUUUCAAUUGAUUCGAUCCUAAUUUUCUCUUCAAACCAAAUUAGAGUUCAUGAUUCUUAUGGGUUAUGGUUCUGGGUUGAACGUGGAACGAUUCCGAUAAUCGAAAGAUCUAAAAGCUUACACUUUACUUCUAAAUCCUCAACUUAUCCUGUUCUUCAGGUUUUGGAUUUCAGUCAACCUGUGAGCCAUUCAAAUCAAAGUUUAAAUUAUAGAUUGGAUUCAUCGAAUGCAGGAAACGUAUUACAAGACGUUUUGGGAUUUGUGGAUCGGAUUGAUGGGAAUGAGGGUAUUGAAGAUCGGAUUCAGGAGUUUAUGAAACGGGUUUUGGUUUCUUGAAAUAUCAAUUGUAAAAUUAAACUUUUUUCUUUCUUUCAACUAAUAAGGAUUGAUUUAUUUAUAUACAU